AUGUCGUCAACAAAUCCUGAUAAAGAUCUUCCUCCAUCGAGGGAAAGUGUAACGAUUACAAAAACUAUUGAGACUACAGACCCAAAUACCACCAUAAUAGAAUAUACAACCGAAGAGACUGAAAUCAUCGAAACUAUAGUUGAGGAAACGGAACCAGAAUCCGAGACUGUUGUCAAAAUUAUUAGCAGCACCCCAGCAACUGUCACUACUACGUUUACCACAUCUACCAUCACUGAAAAUGACAAACUAGAAGAGUCAGCAUCUUCAAAUGUUACCACUAAUCAACAACAAAAUGUGACAGCUGACAUCAGUUCUCCUGACAUAAAUACCAUAUUAGUUGAGAAAAAGAUUACGGAAAUUACUCCUGAAGUUACCCAAGCAACUUCUCAUACUACAAAAGCACCAAAAAAAGAUAACGUUACAACAGAGAUGGCGUUGGCCCAAAAAAAUAAUACUACAGAAGAAGAAGAAAACUCCAAUCAUGAAGCCAAUUCUCAACCAACAAAAAUUCAAUUUCUCCCUUUAGAGAAACCCGAACGUACAAGAACCAUUGAACCUGUCCCAACUCCUGCAGUAAAAGCUCCUCCUCCUGUGGCGACUAAAGAUGAUAAAGAUGCCAAGCAUGUUGAUAUUGACGAACAUCUUCACACAGCUGAUGAAGUGGCAGAUCGAUAUAAAGUCUCGAUCAAUACCUCGAAACCUUCGGAAUCUCUUGGUCUUGACUCGAAACGAGUCGCUGAAUUAUUAAAACAGAAUGGUCAAAAUAUUUUAACACCACCUAAAAAAAAAUCGGCAUUCGUUAAAUAUUUGGAAUGCUUGUCUACCUUAUUUAAUGUCUUAUUAAUCAUCGCUGGUAUUCUAAUGUAUAUUGUGUUGGCUGUGGAUUAUGCGAAUAAUAAACCAAAUAUUUAUCUUGGAGCGAUUUUAAUUGGCGUGGCUUUGCUUAAUGCUUUUAUUGAGUUUUAUCAACUUCAAAAAUCUGCCGCAAUUCUCGAAUCAUUCUUGAGCUUAAUCCCGCAAAAAUGUAUGGCGCGUCGUGAAGGGGAAUUAAUUCAAAUUCAAGCAGCCGACCUUGUAGUUGGUGAUAUUGUAUUUGUGAAGAUGGGCGAUAAAAUACCAGCAGAUUUAUAUUUAUUUGCGACAAGUGAUAUGAAAGUCGAUAAUUCAUCUUUAACUGGUGAAGCUGAUCCUCAAGAACGUACUCCUCAUAACAGUCAUAAGAAUCCUUUAGAAGCAACAAAUCUAUGUUUUUAUGGUACUUUGUGUGUAUCAGGUGAAGGCUAUGGAAUAGUUAUUCGUAGCGGUGAUCAUACUGUAUUAGGUCAAAUUGCUGGUCUCACCGCCGGUGAAGAAAAGAACAAAUCUCCAUUAUCCGAGGAAAUUGAUAAUUUCGUGAAAAUCAUUGCUACCGUUGCGAUUGUUACCGCUAUCGUAUUCUUUUGCGUUGGCUUAAAAGUUUACGGUGGUAGUAUACCAAAAACUCUAAGUUUUGCCAUCUCAAUUCUUGUUGCUUGGGUUCCACAAGGAUUACCGGCAACGGUCACUGUAUUACUUGCUAUUGCCGCCAAAAGAAUGGCUGCUCAAAAUGUAUUAGUAAAGGAUCUUCAAGGUGUAGAAACGCUCGGUGCCAUUACUCUCUUGGCAACUGAUAAAACAGGCACUCUUACUCGAAACCAAAUGACUGUCACUUAUAUCUGGUCAUCACUUAACGUCUACUCAGCUUUACGAAGUGCACAAAAUGAUCCAAGUGUUGCUCUUGAUUUAAAUGCACCUGGAAUUCAAGAAAUAAUUCAUAUUUCUUCCUUAUGUUCUCGAGUAAAGUUCAACAGGACUGAUGUUCCAUUUGGUGAACGCGAAAUCCUCGGGGAUGCAACUGAAACAGGUUUAAUAAGAUUUGCCGCUCAAAAUGUUGACGAUUUUGAUGCAAUUAUUACUAAAUAUCCUAAAGUAUUUGAAAUUCCAUUCAACUCGGAGACAAAAUGGGCACUUACAAUUCACAAAAAGUCGCAUGAUAACGGUGAUUUAACCUUAUAUAUCAAAGGUGCUCCUGAACGUGUCUUAAGACUAUGCACCACAAUUCUUAUCGAAAAUAAAGCAAUCCCAUUGACUGAUGAACAUAAAGAAAAGUACAAUGAAAUAUAUGAAUUUAUGGCAUCCAAAGGACAUCGUGUGCUUGCAUUUGCACAACUUCUUUUACCUCGAUCCCAAUAUCCAGAAAAUCAUCAAUUCAAAAAAGAAGAAAAAAAUUUUCCAUUAGAUGGUUUUUGUUUUGUUGGAUUAGUAUCUCUCGAGGAUCCACCAAAACAUGGUGUUCGUGAAGCUAUUGGAAAAUGCCGUACAGCAGGAAUUCGUGUCAUGAUGGUAACCGGUGAUCAUCCUUUAACUGCUGAGGCGAUUGGUCGUAAGAUAAACUUAAUGUUGUCUGAUACUAAAGCAUUAGUAGCAAAACACACCGGUCGUCCGAUUGAGUCAAUACAAGAUGAUGAAUAUAAUGCAAUUGUAAUCCACGGGGAACAAAUUGACACUUUGACCGAUGAACAAUGGGACAAUAUAUUUUCAAAGAAUGAAAUUAUUUUCGCAAGAACAUCACCAAAACAUAAACUUGAAAUUGUCAAACGUGCACAGUCAAUGGGUCAUAUUGUUGGUGUAACUGGUGACGGUGUCAAUGAUUCCCCUGCAUUGAAAAAGGCUGAUUUAGGCAUUGCCAUGAAUCAAUCUGGAUCCGAUGUAUCGAAAGAAGCAGCCGCUAUGAUUUUAUUGGAUGAUAAUUUUGCUUCUACUGUUCAAGGAAUUGCAGAAGGACGUCUUAUUUUUGCAAAUUUGAAAAAAUCAAUUCGAUAUACAAUUUCACAUUCCACACCCGAAGUCUUAGUGACGCUGCUCUAUGUUCUUAUCCCAAUUCCGCUACCGUUACCACCUCUUCUGCUUUUAGUUAUUGAUUUGGGCUUUGAAUUAUUUAUUGCACUUUCUUUUGCAUGGGAUAGACCAGAGAGUGAUACUGGACUUAUGAAAUUACCACCUCGAAAGCCAGUAACUCCCGGGUCUAUUGAACGAUUUCGACGUCUUGCUCUGGAACGUACUCCAACUGUCAGAGAUCAAGAAACCGGAGAACCGAUUCCUCCGUCGAAAAUAUCAAGUUUCCUGCACAGUAUAAAGAGAGUAUUUACCUGGCGAUGGUGGACAAAUAAGUUUGAAAGUAAAGAAGGCGAAGUUUUGGUGGAUGGUGAUCUCUUAAGUUGGGCAUACCUCGAAAUUGGUACAAUUGAGGCCAUUUGCUGUAUACUCACUUUUUUUGUCGUGCUCAAUUAUCAUCAUAUCACCCCUUAUGAUGCACGUAAAAUGCAAGUAGAAGGAAAAUUUGUGGAUGGUGGAGGUUCCUAUACAACUGCCGGUGGCUACGUGAUUUCAGAGGAAGAACAAAAAGAAGCAUUAGGUCAAGCUGCCGCUAUUGUAUAUCUUUCCGUUAUGAUCCAACAAAUGUUCAACUUAUUUGCCGUUAAAGGCAGAUAUCGACUUCCUUUUGGCAAAUUUAUUUUCUCAAAUCCACGUAAUUUCGCUGGUAUACUAUUUGGUGCGAUUUUAGCCAUGUGUAUCGUAUACAUUCCUCCAUUUAAUGUUCCAUUUGGUACAGAUUAUAGACUCAACCCAAUAUUUUGGUUGAUACCCUUUGCUUUCGGUGUUUUCAUUAUUAUAUAUGCCUGCAUUCGAUUAUUGGCACUGCGGAAAGGACGACCAGUUAAUUGGAAUCCUGAUAUUCAAGGCUUACAAAUGUAUCCCACUGUACGAUCGGUGGAAAGAAAAGCAUAA
Molecule: messenger RNA, 3807 nt
Organism: Ambispora leptoticha
Lineage: Eukaryota; Fungi; Glomeromycota; Glomeromycetes; Archaeosporales; Ambisporaceae
Source: the annotation of a GenBank genome assembly